Messenger RNA from Myripristis murdjan (pinecone soldierfish), 2309 nucleotides. It is a transcript of the gene ubl3b, whose product is annotated as ubiquitin-like 3b. The record is from RefSeq and is a predicted model, not a curated record. Gene Ontology annotation, molecular function: protein binding. NCBI's taxonomy places the organism in Eukaryota, Metazoa, Chordata, Actinopteri, Holocentriformes, Holocentridae. The transcript is spliced from 6 exons. Bases 245 to 598 code for a protein of 117 amino acids.
UUACAACCAGCUGACAUCCGGCAUCGUCCCGUCCAUUAGCCAACGGUGCCCACAGUCAGAUAACGAUACCUACCUGCACUCGAUAUUCCUGAACGACACACAAAAAAAUUCUCCAUCGAUUGGUCAACUCAACUGAAUGCAAAAUUUAACCGUUUUUACUAGAUACCGGGCUCUGGCCCCGUCUCUACCAGCUGAAGCUCAUCACUCCUGCCUGCCUGUCAGCCACAGCCUCCCUCUCUGAGCCAUGACCACCCAGCGGGAUCUGGAUAUGGUGCACCUCCGCCUUAUCUUGGUCAGUGGGAAAACACAAGACUUCACUUUCUCCCCGAACGACUCGGCCACAGACAUUGCCAAGCAUGUAUUUGACAACUGGCCUGCGGGAUGGGAGGAGGAGCAGGUGAGCAGCCCGAGCAUACUGCGCCUCAUCUUCCAGGGCCGCUUUCUUCAUGGCAACGUCACCCUGGGAGCUCUGAAGCUGCCCCCGGGCCGAACAACUGUCAUGCACUUGGUUGCCAGAGAGACCCUACCAGAGCCCAACUCUCAUGGUCAAAGGAACAGAGAAAAAACCACAGAGAGCAAUUGCUGUCUCCUCUUGUAAAGCAACAGAAACAACACCCGACCCUCUUUCCCCAUCCUCCCAAACAUAUACAAACACACAUACACACACACAUGCACAAACACUCUUACACAUACACACACAUUCUCCCCUGCCCAUCAUCCUGUCAGCCAUGGAUUUGGAGUGAUUACAGGAAGUCUGGUUGUGGCCGUCAUCCACGAACGCUUGUCCAGUCGGAGGCUGUAUUUUUUAUUUUUCCUUUUUUUGUGCCAAUACAUUCAGAUUAGUCCUCCCUUCAGCCUUUUACUGUGCUACCAGAUUUUGCCUCCUUUUGUUUGAAGAUCCUGACGAUGAAAUGAUGCCUGUGCUCACAUAAUAGACCCGGUCGCCGAUGGACGGGUGUUCAAGGCUCAAUGUUACGCAGUCAGACUUUAAAACAAGACCCUGGAACUGUCCCCCUCUCCAUGGACAUACAAGUCCUGUUCAGGAUGUUUGGGCUAACCCUCCGCAACUAGUCGUAUGGAUGUUUCCCUGGGUCUUACUGAAUGGUGUUAAUCCUCUCAUUGCACUUAACCAGUUUGUUAAUUUGAAAGUGUUUUGUUUUGCCUUCAUUUUCCCUCCCUUGUACCAUUUUUUAAAAUAUAUAUUAUAUAUAUAGAGGAAGGGACCAUCUUCCGGCUUUUUAGAAUAUGUGCCAUCCUCCUCAUAGACUGUAUCUGCCUCACACAAACUGAACUGUUUGGUCUGUCUCGGUGCCGGUGGCAUCUGUGCCAUCACCUAGACUCGUUUGUUCCCUGCGUUGGACCAACAGAGGGAGAAGGACUAAGGAUUUUAUUAGGACAGCUGCGUAAACACCUACUGAGUGGUGUGAGUGAGUGAGUGAGUGAGUGAGUGAGUGUGUGUGUGUGUGUGUGUUUGUGUGUGCGUGUGUGUGUGUUUGGCUUUGCUGUACACCAAGCAACGCCAAGCUGCAGGAUGAGCAUAGCCACAAGAAAUGGUACAGACGCCUACUGAGGCUUGUGGAAAUGGAGUGAGAGGACGUGGUGGAUUCCGUGAAGCGUGCCAUUAGGUGCCACUGUUUGCACCUCUGACCGGGACUAAAUAUGCUAGACUGUCCGUGCCCCACACCCCCCACCCCGGCCACUCCCUGGCGUAACGGUGGCAUAACGGGAGCAAACAUGUCGAGCCAGUUAAAUGCAGACAAAAGAGGCGGUUGAAGAUGGGAGAGGGGGCUGUGCUGUGGGUGCAACGCCCUCUACUGGACACUGAGACAAGAAGCAGGGGGAGACACUUCCUGUACGAAUUGAGAGUUAAGAGGAAAUUUUGGUGGUGUUUUCACCUCAUUUUUGUUUGGAUGCUGUCUUUAUUUCUUGUUUGCCUUUUAUCGUGGAAUCCAGUAAUAUCAUUAAUAUUGAAAUUUAAAUAUAUCGAUUUUUAUCUUGUGUAUAGGUAUUUGUUCAAUUUUAGUGUGAGUGAGUGUGUGCUGGGUGAAUGUGUAAGCACGUGGUAUCUAAGGACAAGUGAGUGGCGGUGGGUGCACUGGGAGUAUUGAUUGAUUGAUUUGCUUGGCUGUGGUUUCUAUGGAAACAGUUGGAAACAUUUGAUUCCUUCCAUUGAGUGUCUUUUGGUUUGUGUUUGUCAAUCAUGUCACUGCUAUGAAGUUUAGCUCAAUAUGAAUAAAUGUACAAACUAAAAUGCAAUGUGGUCUACCUAAAAGCUUGUAUUAUAAAUUAAUAAAUCUUUAAAUAAGGCA